AUGUCUGUCCCAAGUGCAAGUCCAGCAUGCAACCCUCCUCCACCUCCUCAACCCAUCGAACCCCCGAUCCUCCUCCAAACCGAGCGCCACAAGACCUACUACGAAAGCACCCGACUCGCGCGGCGCCGCUAUGAGCACGCCACCCUCCGCGAGGGUCUGCAGCGGGGAUUAUCGCUCUGGAGCAUUCUGGCCAUAUUGUCCAGUGGAGGACACGAGGAUGUCCCCUAUCGCGGGAGGAGAGUGGAUCCUUCGAGGCUGAUUAGCUAUAGCCAUGGCCAGCGACUUGAGGACUGCAAUAGCAGCAUGGGCUGCGAAUCUACAGCCAUGCACUACGCCCACGCCAACACCCACACCCACAAUGAACCUCCGCUCGAAAGACGCGAGCAGCGUCCAAACAUGUUUUCCUCAUAUCCGCAGAGCCAAGUUCCGAUUCACCAUCGAAACACAAGUGAAUACUACAACAGCAGCAGUAGCAGCAGCAACAGCAACACAACCCCCUCACCCCCACGCCUACCCCAACAUCACCACCACCAAUCCCAAAAAAUCAACCCCCUUCUCACCCUCACCAUCAAUCCUCCCCUCAUCACCCCGGAUAGCUCCUACUUUGCCCGUGUCUCGGACUACCGGGUGCGCAGCCGGAAGCGGCCGUGGGAGGGGGACCGGAGCUGGGACCGGAGCUUUUUGUGUCGGGCUUAUAAGCGGCGGCGGGGUGGUGGUGGGGCUGGGGCUGGGGCUGGGGCUGGGGCUGGGGCGUUAGGUAUUGGGUCCGAUGGGAGGAGGGUGCGAGGGGGUGGUAGUGGUGGGGCGGUGGUUUUGGAGAGGGGGAUGGUUUGGGAGAUGGGGGGUUGUGGUUCUGAUAUCAAGGGGAAGGAGGGGGAGGGAGGAAGAGAUUAUGGGGAGGGCGAUGGGGAUGGGGAUGAGGAUGGGGGGAGGUGGCGGUAUUGGGUUCCUGUUUAG
Molecule: messenger RNA, 957 nt
Organism: Aspergillus uvarum CBS 121591
Lineage: Eukaryota; Fungi; Ascomycota; Eurotiomycetes; Eurotiales; Aspergillaceae
Exons: 1
Coding region: 1-957 (318 amino acids)
Source: RefSeq, a predicted model, not a curated record